Messenger RNA from Vidua macroura (Pin-tailed whydah), 3251 nucleotides. Its product is annotated as sestrin-2-like. Gene Ontology annotation, cellular component: nucleus. Gene Ontology annotation, molecular function: oxidoreductase activity, acting on peroxide as acceptor; L-leucine binding. The transcript has 18 exons. NCBI's taxonomy places the organism in Eukaryota, Metazoa, Chordata, Aves, Passeriformes, Viduidae. The record is from RefSeq and is a predicted model, not a curated record. Gene Ontology annotation, biological process: positive regulation of macroautophagy; negative regulation of TORC1 signaling; cellular response to leucine starvation.
CCUGUCAGCGGGGCGGCGGGAUGGCGGCGCUGUACGCCUGCACCAAGUGCCACCAGCGCUUCCCCUUCGAGGCGCUCAGCCAGGGCCAGCAGCUCUGCAAGGAGUGCCGGAUUGCUCAUCCCAUUGUUAAAUGCACUUACUGCAGGACUGAAUUCCAACAGGAAAGCAAAACCAACACGAUAUGCAAGAAGUGUGCUCAGAAUGUGAAGCUCUAUGGCACACCAAAACCCUGCCAGUACUGCAACAUCAUAGCAGCAUUUAUUGGAAACAAGUGCCAGCGUUGCACCAAUUCAGAGAAGAAGUAUGGCCCUCCUCACUCAUGUGAGCAGUGCAAGCAGCAGUGUGCAUUUGACCGCAAGGAUGACAGGAAGAAGGUGGAUGGAAAGCUGCUGUGCUGGUUGUGCACACUGUCCUAUAAGCGAGUCUUGCAGAAGACCAAAGAGCAGUGCAAACACCUGAGCAGUUCUUCCCGAGCCAGCCUGCAGGAGAAGGAGCAGUUCAGUAGGCUCAGCAGUGGCAGCCACUAUAACAGCCAGAAAACCUUAUCCACGUCUUCCAUUCAGAAUGAAAUCCCAAAGAAGAAAGCCAAGUUUGAUGCCAUAUCUGCCAAUGGUGACAGCAUUCCUUCCUCUCCCGAGAUGCUUUGCCCCCUUAUCCAGAGGGCCCCGUCCACGUUGGCGCAGUGGGCUGCUUCCCAACAGACUCUCGGGGCCCACCAUUGUCCUGUUGCUCAAGGCAUUGACAUCCUGAAUUUUUCUCCGGACCUCGCCCUGGACUCCCCUGGCACCGACCACUUCGUCAUCAUUGCCCAGCUGAAGGAGGAAGUGGCUACUUUAAAAAAGAUGCUUCACCAGAAGGAUCAGAUGAUUUUGGAGAAGGAGAAGAAGAUUACAGAGCUGAAAGCCGACCUGCAGUACCAGGAAUCACAGAUGAGGGCAAAGAUGAACCAAAUGGAGAAGACACACAAGGAGGUCAUGGAGCAGUUACAGGAAAGAGGAAUCGAGGCUACCCGGGAGCUGGCGAGGGGCCCCAGCGCCUUCAUUCCCCUGUGAGAGGUCCCGCAGGAAGGAGGGGAGAGCAGCCUGCACCAGCUCCUCGAGGCCUUUGUCUCAGCAGGCAGGGUGGACCACGUCGCCAUGGUCAUGGGGCUGCACCCCCAGUACCUCAGCAGCUUCUGGAAGACCCAGUACCUCCUGCUGCGCAUGGAUGGGCCCCUGCCCUACCACAAGCGCCACUACAUCGCCAUCAUGGCAGCAGCCCGGCACCGCUGCUCCUACCUGGUGGGGUUGCACAUGGGGGAGUUCCUGCAGGUGGGGGGCAACCCUGCGUGGCUGCAGGGGCUUCACUGUGCCCCCCAAAAGCUCAGGAACCUCAGCGAGAUCAACAAGCUGCUGGCGCACCGGCCCUGGCUCAUCACCAAGGAGCACAUCGAGGCUCUGCUGAAGCCAGGGCAGGACAGCUGGUCACUGGCAGAGCUGGUGCAGGCGCUGGUGCUCCUCACCCACUACCACUCGCUGGCAUCCUUUGUCUUCGGCUGUGGCAUCAAGCCCGAGGAGGAGGAGGAUGUGGGGAGCAGCUGCUGGGCCCCCUCACCCCACAGCGACAGCAGCCCUGCCUCUGGUGACAGCGUGGGGGGCUCUGGGAGCACAGAUGCCAUUCAGGGCCUGGAGGUGCUGAUGGAAAGGAUGAAGCUGCUGCAGGAAAACGAGCUGGAGGAGGAAGGAGUCACACAGGAGGAGAUGGCGACGCGCUUCGAGCUGGAGAAGACAGAGAGUUUGCUGGUCCCUUCCUCAGAUAUUUUGGAUCCCUCCCUGCAGUCCAACAUCCGCUGCUUCCUGGAGGAUCCUGAAUUCGGAUACAAGGACUUCACACGGAGGGGGGAGCAGGCCCCUCCCACGUUCCGUGCACAGGAUUACACCUGGGAGGACCACGGCUACUCGCUGAUCAACCGCCUGUACCCAGAUGUGGGGCAGCUCCUGGAUGAGAAGUUCCAGGUGGUUUACAACCUGACCUACCACACCAUUGCCAUGCACUGUGGUGUGGACACCUCCGUGUUGCGCCGAGCCAUCUGGAACUACGUCCACUGCGUCUUCGGCAUCCGCUAUGAUGACUACGACUACGGGGAGGUGAACCAGCUCCUGGAGCGCAACCUAAAGGUCUACAUCAAGACAGUGGCUUGCUACCCGGAGAGGACGACCAAGCAGAUCUACGCACAGUUCUGGAGGCACUUCAGGCACUCAGAGAAGGUGCACAUCAACCUGCUCCUGCUGGAGGCACGGAUGCAGGCGGCUCUGCUCUACGCCCUCAGGGCCGUCACCCGCUACAUGACCUGAGCUCCCUCUUUCUCCUCCUGCUCUGGCUGUGUGGGAAAGGCCCAGCUGGCACCCUGAAAAUUCAUCUGGGGGUAUUGUCUCCCUGCUUCAUGGGCUCAGAGCUGUGGAAGUCAAGUGGGAGCUUCCCUGCGCUUUCUUCCAGGAAAGGGGAGCCCCAGGAAGCUGUCGGUGCUGGGAAGGCCCCAAAGUGCUGCCCUGGACUUGACAGAGCUGCGAGGGCUCUACUGCUCCAUGCCUUUUUGGGGUUGGCCUGAGUGAAGCCAGACUGGGGUUGUUGGCUGCAGUGCUAGUAUUACACCCUGUGACAUGUCCUGGCACCAAGGCUGCCACCAAAGAGGACUGUCCCCCUGCCAGGGAUGGCCAGAGGAUAUCAUGGGCUUCAUCCCUGCUUUUUGGGUCCUGCUGUGCUGGGAGACGUAGCUGCCGGUGGGGGUCCUGCCCAGGCACCCCCUCCCCACCUUUCUGCCUCAUCCCCUGCAGUUUGGGAUGCAAAGUGCCUUUAACCUAAGUGCCAGGGCAGGAGCAGGGAAAGGGUAGGAAUACCUGAGUGUGUUUUAUACCUUUUUGCAUUGUUUUCCAACCACUGGCACAUCUCCACUGCCUCAGCUUCAGGGGCUGAGGUAGGGAGCUGUGCUGGGGCAUGAGGCUCCCUCAGCCCCUCUCCUGCUGUGAGGGUGGGAUGGGGUGGCCAUGGAUUUAUCCAGAUAUGCCAAAGCAUUCUCAGCAGCACAUGGAGGUCCCUGUUGGGGAGCAGGAUCCAGGGCCAGCAGCAUCACCACCCUUGGUUUGGCUGUUGAAUGAUAGCUCCAGCUAAGUUAUUUCUAAUUUUUUUUUGAUAUAUUAAUUCCUGAUGAGGCAUGGAAAUGCCUCUGUAACUAAUCUUGUUUGAAAAAAAUAAAAUAAUUAUUUUUAAAUUAU